GCCAGUCGGCGGGCUUGGGCCGCACUGCCUCCCAUCUGUCGGGCGUUAUCAGUCGGGUUAUCUUUCGGCUGGUUAUUUCUUUUUACCGUGGGUUCUCUAACUCAGCCUGGGUCGCUCUCUCCGAAACGAGAAGCUCGUCGCCCGAUAGGCGCGGAGAAGGAGAGAAGGGAGAUGCCUUGGAGCGGAUUCUGGAACCCCCGCUGACAGCAGUACCUGCUGCCGAUUCGAUUUCUCGGGCGCGUUUCCGCAGAUACCUUUCAGGCAAGAACGAAAGAAAGAGAGAAACAAAGAAAGGGGCACUUUCCAUCUCUCCCUUUCCCCUUUCUGUUUGCGCUUUUAUUGGUCUUCGUUCUUUGUUGUCCGCUGUUCUUUUGUCUUUCUUCCCCACGAACCGUGCGAUCUCUCUCCUCUUUGCCGUCUCUUCUGACAACGCAUACUCGCGAUCCAUGAUCAAUUGCAGAUAGUCUGCAAAUAAACACUAGAUGCUGGUGAUCUCCUCGACUUGUCGAAGUACUAAGAAUUGAGAUCUUUUUCUUGUCUCCCUCCCCCCCUCUCGAAAAAGAUCCCCAUCUCCCUCGACAAAUAUUAAACCGAUUCCAGACCCUGGCCUUCCUUCUCCAUCACGAUCAAGCGAAAAAACGCGUCUUGAAUGAUUUCCUGUAUUGAUAUCGAUGACAUGUUCUUUUACUAAGAUGAUUUCGUUGAUUUCAUGAAGCCUAGGAAUUGACUCAGGGAAGGGAAGCUCUGCAGGAAAUGGCAGAAUUUUCGCAAUUGAGGAGGAGGAGGUCUGGCCAUUCAGCAAAUUAUAUAAUGUCGUGGAAUUAUUGAUUUAGAACUGAUUGUUUAUGUGGCGUCUAUGCCUCAUUGCUGACAAGUUGUUGAAGAUGAUCAAAGGAGGAGGCCAAGAGGAAGGAGGCCUCUUCUCUUCUAAAGAUCUAAUUCCUCUUAACCGUCGUUCUCACUCUGUGGAUGUUCCUCAUGUUCGGCAGCUAUUCAAUUGGGAUUGUGGCCUUGCCUGUGUUUUAAUGGUUUUAAAGACUCUGGGAAUCGACCAUUACAACAUUCAUGAUCUCGAGAAGCUUUGCUGUACGACAAGUAUUUGGACUGUCGAUCUGGCAUACUUGCUGCAUAAGUUUUCAGUUAGUUUUUCUUUCUUGACUGUCACUUUAGGAGUAAAUCCAGAAUUUUCAGCAGAAUCCUUCUACAGGGAGCAACUGCAAGAUGAUGUAGGAAGAGUGGACGGACUAUUUAAAAAAGCACUUGAAGCUGGGAUUAGCAUACAAGUAUAUGUUCUUCACGUUACUGCUUGCUACCUUGUUUCAGUGAUGGGUCUAUUUUUAAGGUGCAGAUCCAUCAGUGGAAAAGAUAUUUCUGUCCUAAUAUUAUCUGGCCAAUGCAUUGCUGUUGCUUUAGUUGACAAGAUGAAGUUACGUCGGACUUGGCUGAAAGAUGUACACGUGCCAGAAUGGUAUGGUCGAAACUCCGAUUAUAUGGGGCACUAUGUUAUAAUAUGUGGUUAUGAUGCAGAUACUGAUGAAUUUGAAAUAAGAGAUCCUGCCAGUUCUAGGAAGUCUGAAAGAGUUCCUAUGCAGUUCCUCGAUGAAGCACGCAAAUCCUUCGGCACCGAUGAGGAUAUUCUUCUGUGUAUAAAAGGAUGAUAGACAAUAUUCAGCUAGAAAUAACAAGCUAUUACCCUAGUUUGAGGGAUGAAGCUGACUAGGGGGCUUGCUGGCAAACAUGCACAGUGCACUCUUGGUUGAUCCUGCACAUGUGUUCACUAACCCCCCUGUGAGUUCGAAUGAUCAGUUAUGCAGACAGAAUGUGAUUUUUUGGGGCUUUUGUUGUCGAGUGCAGGUCUCCUUAAAUGGGAAAGACGGUAACAAGUUCUCUCGUCCAAGCUCCUGAUAUAACCACAUUUUAUUAUUGUCAUUCUUUGCAGGAUCAGUUGGGUUGUUUCCAAGUGUCGUUUCUCUUUCUUUCAUGUAUCAUUUGUAUAUGAUCUUCUUAUCCGGUCAUUGUAAGAUGAUAGCAAAGCAUAUAUGAAGUCCAAUGGAAAAAAAAGGGGGGUUAUUCUGUA
Molecule: messenger RNA, 2077 nt
Organism: Phoenix dactylifera (date palm)
Lineage: Eukaryota; Viridiplantae; Streptophyta; Magnoliopsida; Arecales; Arecaceae
Source: RefSeq, a predicted model, not a curated record